UGGUCAGGGAUGGGUCAUAAUGGGUGACCAGUUCACCUGAUGUUAUUGGUCUCUUUGUUUCCUUGAAUGCUCUUUCACAUCUUUCUGACCAUUCCCACUUUGCUGCUGACUGUAACAGGAUGCAGCACUGUAGCAAUGUUCGGGAGAAACUGGCGGCAGUAGCUUACAAGCCCCAAAUGUGACCUCUGUUGUGACACAUUUUCCAGUUGGGUGUCUGUAGCACUGCUUCGGUCUUCUCUUAUGACUUACGUAAGCCAUGCUUGUCAAUGACAUGUCCACUAUAUGAGGUUCAUUAUUGAAAAACUCACAUUUCUCUCUCUUUGCGUGCAGACCAUACUCACUCUGCCUGGUAAGCACUUUACCAAGGUUCGGGAGGUGCUCUUCAUCAUUCUUGCCAGUCACAAUGAUGCCAUCAAGAUUUAUUGCUUGUCUCCAUUUAGUACAGAAGGACCUCACUCUGCUUAGAUUCCUUCUAAACUACCAACGAUGGACAACACUACGGAAUAUGCAGACUAUGAUUAUGAAUAUAUUUGUGAGAAAGACGCCGUCAACGAUUUUACAGCGCAACUGAUGCCUCCAUUUUAUUCGCUUGUGCUAAUGUUGAGUCUACUUGGAAAUGGACUGGUUUUGGUGAUAUUGGUAAAAUAUGAAUACCUAAAAACAAUUACAAAUAUAUUCAUUCUUAAUCUUGCCAUUUCAGAUUUGCUUUCUGCUGUUAGCCUCCCCUUCUGGGCAGUGCAUCAUAUAAUGGGAUGGAUCUUUGGGAAUGUAAUGUGCAAAAUAAUGAGUGGCGUAUUUAACAUUGGCUUUUACAGUGGUAUAAUGUUCCUAACACUGAUGACAAUUGAUCGGUAUCUUGCAGUUGUUCAUGCAGUAAGUGCUGUGAGAUCCAGAAAAGUUCGUUACGCAACAAUAACGAGCACUGUUGUCUGGCUAGUUAGUAUAAUCGCAACCAUCCCUGAGUUUCUCUUUUCCAAAUCUGCAAAGGGCGAUAAUGAUGUCUUAAUUUGUGACAACACUUACCCAAAAUCUAAAUCAGUUCCAUGGAUACUAUUAAAAAAUUCUCAACAAAAUGCAUUGUUCUUUAUUCUUCCAUUGAUCAUCAUUGUGUACUGCUAUUUUAGGAUAAUUCAAACAAUAAUAAAGUGCAGAACAGUACAGAAGCACAGGACUCUAAGAGUAAUAUUCUCCAUUGUAGUGGUGUUUUUCUUGUGUUGGGCACCAUACAACGUUGUGAUUUUUUUGAGAUCUUUGGAGGAGCUCAAUAUACUAGAUGCUGUGGACUGUGAUUAUGAUAGAAAAAUGGAUUACGCAUAUACUGUCUCUUACAGCAUAGCUUAUUUCCAUUGCUGCCUCAAUCCCAUUUUUUAUGCUUUUGUUGGUGAAAAAUUUAGAAGGCACCUAAUUUAUUUCUGCGGCCAUUGCAUGCCAUAUAGUCUGAUUUGUCCUACGCAGAUAAGUGUCAGCAGGAAUACCAAUUUAGAAGGAUCUGAUGGAAAUGAUACAACAAAUAACUGGUAAAAACAUGCAACGUAGAACAGUACAGCAGAGGACCAGGCCUUCUGGCCUGAUAUGUUUCCGCCCACUAUGAUGCAAAGAGCAUUGUGUGCAGAGCUGAUCGCCACACCACAGGAAGGAUGUGGAGGAUCUGGAAAGACCAGGAAAGGUUCACCAGGAUUUUGUCUGGAUAAGGGAAUAUUAUCCAUAAGGAGACACUGGAGGAUUAGAAACUGAGGGACAAUCUGAUAGAAAUAUAUAAAUUUACGAAAGGCGUAGAGAGGGCAAAUUGUCAGAAUCGGAUUCAGAUUCUUUUAUCCCAGGGCAGAAAUAUCAAUACCACAAGGCACAGAUUUUAUAAUGGGGGGGUGGGAAGUCUUAAAGGAGACUUGUGAGCCAAGUUUUGUUCUGUGGAAUGCUCUGCCUCAGAAGGCAGUGGAGGCCAAUUUUCUGGAUUCUUUCAAGAAAGAGUUAGAUAGAGCUCUUAAAGAUAGCGGAGUGAAGGGAUAUGGGGAGAAGGCAGGAAGAGGGUACUGAUUGUGGAUGAUCAGCCAUGUUCACAGUGGUGCUGGCUUGUAGGGCUGAAUGGCCUACUCCUGCACCUAUUGUCUAUUGUUUUCUUCUUAAGUAGAGAGUGGCAGUUGCAUGGAGCAUGCUGCCUGUGGAAUUGUUAGAAGCAGGUACACUUGCCACAAUUAAGAGGUAUUUGGACAAGGACGUGAAUAGUCAGAGAGCAAAGGGAUAAAAGUGGAGCGUACAAAUAGGAUUAUUUUGAUUGGCAUCUUGGUCGGUGCAUACAGGGUGGACCAAAGGGCCUAUUCCUAUGCUGUACUGUUCCAUUAAGUUCUACAUUCAAGGGCAUGUUGACUCUCCCUAAUAAGCCAAUGCUUUUCCAAACAUGUGUAAAUCUUAUUCCUAAGAAUCUUCUUCAAUAAUUCCCUACUGCCGAUAUGAGUCUCAUUGGCUAAAAUUCCCCAGUUUGUUGCCGUUGCCCUUCUUAAACAAAGAGACAACAAUUAUCUAUUGCCCAGCCUUCUAAAGAUGCUGCUAAGUUCUUUGUUGAGCCCCAGCAACCUCCACCCUAAGAUAAAUUCUAUCAGGCCAUGAGGACUUAUCUCCCUUAAUGUUUUUCAAGCCAAUAAAUAGUUGCACAGUAUUAUCAACAUUCCUUAGAAUAUCAACUUAUCCCUCCCUACUCUCACCAUCCAUACUCUUCUCCUCCAUGAAUACAGAUGCAAAGUACUUAUUUAGCACAUACCCAUUUCCUAUCGCUCCAUACAUAAAUUCCCUCUUAUUUCCUUAAUCAUCUACCCUUUUCCCAGCUACUUUCUUGCUCCCUUUGUACAUAUAAAUUUCAUUUUAAAAAAUCUUUUUUAGAAAAUAUAUUUGAAGUAAAAUUAUUGCCUUUGCAAUUUAUGAUGCCUUUGUUUAGUAAAUGUGAUGAUAAGUUUUGAUGUAAAAUAAUGAGAUAUUUUAAGAAAUCUAAAUCAGAAAGCAACAUAUCAGAAAUGCUUGAAAUGUUUUUUCCUCUCAACUUCAGACUGGCUUCUCAGCACAAACGUAGCUGUGCUUUCAUUUGUGAUUAACUUUGCGUUGCUUUUGAAUUCAAUAUCAUUUCUGUAAUUUUUUUCUUGUCUACAUGUCCUGGGAUUGAGAAAUUCUGCUAUUAAUUAUUGACAAUGUUGAACGUUAUGGGUUGAAAGAGUGAAAGAAAGAAA
This is a messenger RNA of Mobula hypostoma (lesser devil ray), 3215 nucleotides long. Its product is annotated as C-C chemokine receptor type 2-like. Gene Ontology annotation, cellular component: membrane; external side of plasma membrane. Lineage: Eukaryota; Metazoa; Chordata; Chondrichthyes; Myliobatiformes; Myliobatidae. Bases 487 to 1521 code for a protein of 344 amino acids. Gene Ontology annotation, molecular function: C-C chemokine binding; C-C chemokine receptor activity. The record is from RefSeq and is a predicted model, not a curated record. The transcript has 3 exons. Gene Ontology annotation, biological process: cell chemotaxis; positive regulation of cytosolic calcium ion concentration; calcium-mediated signaling.